This is a messenger RNA of Antrostomus carolinensis (chuck-will's-widow), 1839 nucleotides long. RefSeq names its product abhydrolase domain containing 2, acylglycerol lipase (gene ABHD2). Gene Ontology annotation, molecular function: acetylesterase activity; monoacylglycerol lipase activity. The transcript has 9 exons. Gene Ontology annotation, biological process: steroid hormone receptor signaling pathway; medium-chain fatty acid catabolic process; acylglycerol catabolic process. The record is from RefSeq and is a predicted model, not a curated record. Gene Ontology annotation, cellular component: sperm plasma membrane; sperm flagellum. Bases 2 to 1279 code for a protein of 425 amino acids. NCBI's taxonomy places the organism in Eukaryota, Metazoa, Chordata, Aves, Caprimulgiformes, Caprimulgidae.
AAUGAGUGCAAUGUUGGAAACCCCCGAGCUGCCGGCGGUGUUUGAUGGGGUGAAGCUUGCUGCAGUUGCUGCUGUUCUGUAUGUUAUUGUUCGCUGCUUGAAUUUGAAAAGCCCGACUGCCCCUCCUGAACUCAUUUACCAGGACUCUGCUUUGGCCCGCUUUCUACUCAAAUCCUGCCCACUUUUGACCAAAGAGUACAUUCCACCCCUGAUCUGGGGGAAGAGUGGACAUAUCCAGACUGCCCUUUACGGAAAGAUGGGGAGAGUGAGAUCACCACAUCCGUACGGACUUCGCAAGUACCUCACAAUGCCAGAUGGAGCAACAGCCACCUUUGAUCUCUUUGAGCCGCAGUCUGAGCACUGCAUUGGAGAGGACGUCACGAUGGUAAUCUGCCCUGGGAUUGCUAACCACAGUGAAAAGCAGUAUAUCCGUACUUUUGUUGACUAUGCUCAAAAAAAUGGGUACAGAUGUGCUGUCCUGAAUCACCUGGGAGCCUUGCCAAACAUUGAGCUCACUUCUCCACGAAUGUUCACGUACGGUUGCACCUGGGAAUUUAGUGCCAUGGUUAAUUCCAUCAAGAAGACCUACCCUCAGACCCAGCUGGUUGUCGUGGGCUUCAGCCUGGGUGGAAACAUUGUGUGCAAAUACCUGGGAGAGAGCCAGGCCAACCAGGAGCGAGUCCUGUGCUGUGUCAGUGUGUGCCAGGGAUACAGUGCACUGAGGGCACAGGAAACCUUCAUGCAGUGGGAUCAAUGUAGAAGAUUUUAUAACUUCCUCAUGGCAGACAACAUGAAGAAGAUCAUCCUUUCUCACAGGCAAGUUCUUUUUGGAGAUAACAUGAAGAAGCCACAAAGCCUGUCAGAUGCUGAUCUGAGCAAACUCUAUACAGCAACAUCCCUUAUGCAGAUUGAUGAUAACGUUAUGAGGAAGUUCCAUGGCUACAGUUCCCUAAAGGAAUACUAUGAAGAAGAAAGCUGCCUGCAUUACUUGCACAGGAUCUAUGUUCCUCUUCUGUUGGUUAAUGCUGCUGAUGACCCUCUUGUACAUGAGAGUCUUCUAUCAAUUCCAAGAGCUCUUUCAGAGAAACGGGAAAAUGUCAUGCACGUGCUGCCCCUUCAUGGAGGUCACCUGGGAUUUUUUGAGGGAUCUGUACUAUUCCCAGAACCUCUUACCUGGAUGGAUAAACUUGUGGUACAGUAUGCCAAUGCCAUCUGCCAGUGGGAGAAGACAAAGUCUCAAUGCUCGGACUCAGAGCAGGCUGUAUCUGGGCAGGAGUGAUUGACCCAAAGACUCUGGAUUGUUUCAGUAUAUCUCCCACUUUGGGAACAUCUUGUUCCCUCACCUGCUGCUUCAGGUUUCCAUUCUCCUUGAUAUCUUAUGGUCGGGGUUUGAUCACAAUGUUUUCUGAAGUGGAGUUGCAGCAGAGGUUAAUAUCUGAUCAGAGCAUCUUUGCAUAUAUAGUCACUUGGGUUUGUAAUUUACUGCUCUGCUUGGAGAAUUUGGUUGUUGAUUGUGACUUGUUACAGGGUUAUUGAGGUGAGGACUGCUUGCUUUAGUAUAGCAGAAGUUUUAAGUGUCAAAAUCCCUUCACCUGCUGGUCAAAAAACUUGGUCUGCAGCAUUUGUUUAGGUGCAGAUGACAGAGUAACUAUGACUGUUCUCUUCUGUCCCAGUGCUGGAAAAACCCUGUACCAAGCCACAAGCCAGUGAGUAGUUCAGUCUGUAAGCUGCUAAGAUGUGGCUUGGAAAAACAAAUGCUUGACUGCAAGUGGAGUUCCAGCCUUGCAUCUUCUCAAGGGAGCCUUUUGCUUCCUAGGAAUGCAUUUACACAAGUCAAUC